AUGGCUCAUUCAAAGCCCAAACCAGUCAAGAAAUCAGUGUCGUUUAUUCAAGAUGCGUCAGACGGUGCAAAUGUUACGGAGGAAACAAAAUAUACGUCAAUAAAACAAGGGCCCGCUGUGCCUUCGUUGAAGAGAAACCUUGCGGCGUUCCCGCUACACAAUUUGUUAAUCCUCGUGGGAUUGUUUCACUAUGGACUAACAGAGAAUGUCGACACAGUCUUGCUCAAAGGAUUCAUUACAAGUUUACCUCUCCAAGCUUCGUACGCUUACCUACUUGCAAAUAAUGUACACAAGAAGUUGAAACUGGCAAACAUUCCCUUGCUAGUCGUAUCCAGUAUCGUUGUCAGUAUACUUUUGGCAGUCCCAACGUUUGCCAUGCUUGUAAUACUAGGAGCUCCCUUAUCCAAUUUUAAAUUUAGGACCGCGUGCUUGGCGCUACACGUUUCCCAGCAGAUUUUCACGCCGUUGCUUGUGGUAUAUCGCCUUGAUUUUCAGCAGUUCAAGCUUUUAUUUGAUCAAGACCGUAUUUAUUUGACCAUAUUUCAGCACCCGGUUCUUUGCCAAGUAUUGUUGACAUUGGGAUGCUGCUGGUUGGGGGUAAUUCCAAUUCCUUUGGACUGGGAUAGGCCCUGGCAGCAAUGGCCCAUCACCUUGUUGAUCGGGGCAUACACUGGAGGGAUUGUUGGUAGUGUGGUUUCAUUCGUGGUGAAUUUAGUAUCACGGUAG
Messenger RNA from Lodderomyces theae, 726 nucleotides. Its product is annotated as mannose-ethanolamine phosphotransferase. Gene Ontology annotation, biological process: GPI anchor biosynthetic process. The transcript has a single exon. Gene Ontology annotation, cellular component: endoplasmic reticulum membrane. NCBI's taxonomy places the organism in Eukaryota, Fungi, Ascomycota, Pichiomycetes, Serinales, Debaryomycetaceae. The record is from RefSeq and is a predicted model, not a curated record. Bases 1 to 726 code for a protein of 241 amino acids.